Messenger RNA from Gastrolobium bilobum, 1209 nucleotides. RefSeq lists its product as uncharacterized. The record is from RefSeq and is a predicted model, not a curated record. NCBI's taxonomy places the organism in Eukaryota, Viridiplantae, Streptophyta, Magnoliopsida, Fabales, Fabaceae. The transcript has a single exon. Gene Ontology annotation, molecular function: zinc ion binding; nucleic acid binding. The coding region runs from base 1 to 1209 and encodes 402 amino acids.
AUGAUCGAAUUUGAAAAAUCACAGGACUAUCUCUUUGUUCAACAACAGGGGCUGUGGGUGGUGGCUGAUCAUUAUCUCAUAGUGCAGAGAUGGAGGCCCAACUUUGAUCCCUAUGAUGAGGGAGUAAGGAAGAUGGCGGUUUGGAUCAGAAUGCCAGGGGUUCCUAGGGAGUUCUAUACUCAUAAAGACUUAUGGAGAAUGGGGAAUAUGGUGGGGAAAACCCUGAAGAUUGACGAAAGUUCUCUCAGGAUUAGUGGUCAAGGUCAACUUAAAGAGAUCACUGAUAGGGGAAGGUUUGCCCGAAUUUGCGUGGAAAUUGACUUGAGCAAAAACCUACUCUCAAAAUUUAGAAUAGGCCAAAGACAGUUGUAUAUUGGAUAUGAGGGACUUCAUUUAGUAUGCUUCCUAUGUGGGCAAUAUGGGCAUAGGAAGGAUCAAUGUCAGAUGAAUCCUGACAAUUUGAAGAAGGUAGAGGAAGCUGCUGGAGGAGUGGACCACUGUAGUCAUUCGAAUCACAACCAGAAUGAGGCUGAACCCAAGGAAGGAAUUGAGAAAAGUCAAGAAGUAGAUGGCUUUGGGAGCUGGAUGACAAUCCAGAGAAGAAAUUUCAAAAGACCUGCUCAGUACCAAAAAUCCAAGGAAGGCCCUGUGAGAAAGGAGAAGUCUAAUCCAGAGGAGAAUGGCAUCCCAGCUAAGGAUCGUGCCACUGGUUCUAGAUUUGGUCCUUUGGAAGGUGAGUCAGAAGAGAGAGCUCUUAGAAGUAAUGAUAAUGCUAAUGUGGCUGACACGAGUAAUAGCAAGAUUCCUGGUGAAUUGAGCCAACCAAAAAAAAGUCAGGGUGGGAAGAAAAAGAAGAAUAGUACAGAGAAUGAAGCCAAAGGUUUGGGGAAAAAACCAAUUAGCUCAGUUCCUCAGGAGAACUCUAGGGGAUCCACACAGAAGAAGCCUCUGAGGGAAGCUAUUCUGAUUGAAAGGGGAAGGAAUAAAGGGAGUAUGCAGGUUGAGACUGGUUCUGGAGCUAAAGUAUCAACCAAUAGUUCAGGAGUUGUUCUGUUACAGAGGAAUGAGAUGGAGAUAUCUAACCAAGCAGUCCCUGGUCAUAAGGAAAAUCCCCAUGAUGGAAGUAGUGCAGAUUAUGGUGUUUGUCUAGAUGAGAGAGCUUAUAUGACUUUGGAUGACAUCACAAAUGCCAUGGGCAUCAGUAACUAA